AGACGGUGAUAGCGAGCCACGCAUUCACAGGGCCACUGCUGCUCACAGAAGCAGUGAGGAUGAUGCCAGGAUGAUGUCUGCCUCGCGCCUGGCUGGGACUCUGAUCCCAGCCAUGGCCUUCCUCUCCUGCGUGAGACCAGAAAGCUGGGAGCCCUGCGUGGAGACUUGGCCCUAAACCACACAGAAGAGCUGGCAUGAAACCCAGAGCUUUCAGACUCCGGAGCCUCAGCCCUUCACCCCGAUUCCAUUGCUUCUUGCUAAAUGCUGCCGUUUUAUCACGGAGGUGGUUCCUAAUAUUACUUAUCAAUGCAUGGAGCUGAAUUUCUACAAAAUCCCCGACAACCUCCCCUUCUCAACCAAGAACCUGGACCUGAGCUUUAAUCCCCUGAGGCAUUUAGGCAGCUAUAGCUUCUUCAGUUUCCCAGAACUGCAGGUGCUGGAUUUAUCCAGGUGUGAAAUCCAGACAAUUGAAGAUGGGGCAUAUCAGAGCCUAAGCCACCUCUCUACCUUAAUAUUGACAGGAAACCCCAUCCAGAGUUUAGCCCUGGGAGCCUUUUCUGGACUAUCAAGUUUACAGAAGCUGGUGGCUGUGGAGACAAAUCUAGCAUCUCUAGAGAACUUCCCCAUUGGACAUCUCAAAACUUUGAAAGAACUUAAUGUGGCUCACAAUCUUAUCCAAUCUUUCAAAUUACCUGAGUAUUUUUCUAAUCUGACCAAUCUAGAGCACUUGGACCUUUCCAGCAACAAGAUUCAAAGUAUUUAUUGCACAGACUUGCGGGUUCUACAUCAAAUGCCCCUACUCAAUCUCUCUUUAGACCUGUCCCUGAACCCUAUGAACUUUAUCCAACCAGGUGCAUUUAAAGAAAUUAGGCUUCAUAAGCUGACUUUAAGAAAUAAUUUUGAUAGUUUAAAUGUAAUGAAAACUUGUAUUCAAGGUCUGGCUGGUUUAGAAGUCCAUCGUUUGGUUCUGGGAGAAUUUAGAAAUGAAGGAAACUUGGAAAAGUUUGACAAAUCUGCUCUAGAGGGCCUGUGCAAUUUGACCAUUGAAGAAUUCCGAUUAGCAUACUUAGACUACUACCUCGAUGAUAUUAUUGACUUAUUUAAUUGUUUGACAAAUGUUUCUUCAUUUUCCCUGGUGAGUGUGACUAUUGAAAGGGUAAAAGACUUUUCUUAUAAUUUCGGAUGGCAACAUUUAGAAUUAGUUAACUGUAAAUUUGGACAGUUUCCCACAUUGAAACUCAAAUCUCUCAAAAGGCUUACUUUCACUUCCAACAAAGGUGGGAAUGCUUUUUCAGAAGUUGAUCUACCAAGCCUUGAGUUUCUAGAUCUCAGUAGAAAUGGCUUGAGUUUCAAAGGUUGCUGUUCUCAAAGUGAUUUUGGGACAACCAGCCUAAAGUAUUUAGAUCUGAGCUUCAAUGGUGUUAUUACCAUGAGUUCAAACUUCUUGGGCUUAGAACAACUAGAACAUCUGGAUUUCCAGCAUUCCAAUUUGAAACAAAUGAGUGAGUUUUCAGUAUUCCUAUCACUCAGAAACCUCAUUUACCUUGACAUUUCUCAUACUCACACCAGAGUUGCUUUCAAUGGCAUCUUCAAUGGCUUGUCCAGUCUCGAAGUCUUGAAAAUGGCUGGCAAUUCUUUCCAGGAAAACUUCCUUCCAGAUAUCUUCACAGAGCUGAGAAACUUGACCUUCCUGGACCUCUCUCAGUGUCAACUGGAGCAGUUGUCUCCAACAGCAUUUAACUCACUCUCCAGUCUUCAGGUACUAAAUAUGAGCCACAACAACUUCUUUUCAUUGGAUACGUUUCCUUAUAAGUGUCUGAACUCCCUCCAGGUUCUUGAUUACAGUCUCAAUCACAUAAUGACUUCCAAAAAACAGGAACUACAGCAUUUUCCAAGUAGUCUAGCUUUCUUAAAUCUUACUCAGAAUGACUUUGCUUGUACUUGUGAACACCAGAGUUUCCUGCAAUGGAUCAAGGACCAGAGGCAGCUCUUGGUGGAAGUUGAACGAAUGGAAUGUGCAACACCUUCAGAUAAGCAGGGCAUGCCUGUGCUGAGUUUGAAUAUCACCUGUCAGAUGAAUAAGACCAUCAUUGGUGUGUCGGUCCUCAGUGUGCUUGUAGUAUCUGUUGUAGCAGUUCUGGUCUAUAAGUUCUAUUUUCACCUGAUGCUUCUUGCUGGCUGCAUAAAGUAUGGUAGAGGUGAAAACAUCUAUGAUGCCUUUGUUAUCUACUCAAGCCAGGAUGAGGACUGGGUAAGGAAUGAGCUAGUAAAGAAUUUAGAAGAAGGGGUGCCUCCAUUUCAGCUCUGCCUUCACUACAGAGACUUUAUUCCCGGUGUGGCCAUUGCUGCCAACAUCAUCCAUGAAGGUUUCCAUAAAAGCCGAAAGGUGAUUGUUGUGGUGUCCCAGCACUUCAUCCAGAGCCGCUGGUGUAUCUUUGAAUAUGAGAUUGCUCAGACCUGGCAGUUUCUGAGCAGUCGUGCUGGUAUCAUCUUCAUUGUCCUGCAGAAGGUGGAGAAGACCCUGCUCAGGCAGCAGGUGGAGCUGUACCGCCUUCUCAGCAGGAACACUUACCUGGAGUGGGAGGACAGUGUCCUGGGGCGGCACAUCUUCUGGAGACGACUCAGAAAAGCCCUGCUGGAUGGUAAAUCAUGGAAUCCAGAAGGAACAGUGGGUACAGGAUGCAAUUGGCAGGAAGCAACAUCUAUCUGAAGAGGAAAAAUAAAAACCUCCUGAGGCAUUUCUUGCCCAGCUGGGUCCAACACUUGUUCAGUUAAUAAGUAUUAAAUGCUGCCACAUGUCAGGCCUUAUGCUAAGGGUGAGUAAUUCCAUGGUGCACUAGAUAUGCAGGGCUGCUAAUCUCAAGGAGCUUCCAGUGCAGAGGGAAUAAAUGCUAGACUAAAAUACAGAGUCUUCCAGGUGGGCAUUUCAACCAACUCAGUCAAGGAACCCAUGACAAAGAAAGUCAUUUCAACUCUUACCUCAUCAAGUUGAAUAAAGACAGAGAAAACAGAAAGAGACAUUGUUCUUUUCCUGAGUCUUUUGAAUGGAAAUUGUAUUAUGUUAUAGCCAUCAUAAAACCAUUUUGGUAGUUUUGACUGAACUGGGUGUUCACUUUUUCCUUUUUGAUUGAAUACAAUUUAAAUUCUACUUGAUGACUGCAGUCGUCAAGGGGCUCCUGAUGCAAGAUGCCCCUUCCAUUUUAAGUCUGUCUCCUUACAGAGGUUAAAGUCUAGUGGCUAAUUCCUAAGGAAACCUGAUUAACACAUGCUCACAACCAUCCUGGUCAUUCUCGAGCAUGUUCUAUUUUUUAACUAAUCACCCCUGAUAUAUUUUUAUUUUUAUAUAUCCAGUUUUCAUUUUUUUACGUCUUGCCUAUAAGCUAAUAUCAUAAAUAAGGUUGUUUAAGACGUGCUUCAAAUAUCCAUAUUAACCACUAUUUUUCAAGGAAGUAUGGAAAAGUACACUCUGUCACUUUGUCACUCGAUGUCAUUCCAAAGUUAUUGCCUACUAAGUAAUGACUGUCAUGAAAGCAGCAUUGAAAUAAUUUGUUUAAAGGGGGCACUCUUUUAAACGGGAAGAAAAUUUCCGCUUCCUGGUCUUAUCAUGGACAAUUUGGGCUAGAGGCAGGAAGGAAGUGGGAUGACCUCAGGAGGUCACCUUUUCUUGAUUCCAGAAACAUAUGGGCUGAUAAACCCGGGGUGACCUCAUGAAAUGAGUUGCAGCAGAAGUUUAUUUUUUUCAGAACAAGUGAUGUUUGAUGGACCUCUGAAUCUCUUUAGGGAGACACAGAUGGCUGGGAUCCCUCCCCUGUACCCUUCUCACUGCCAGGAGAACUACGUGUGAAGGUAUUCAAGGCAGGGAGUAUACAUUGCUGUUUCCUGUUGGGCAAUGCUCCUUGACCACAUUUUGGGAAGAGUGGAUGUUAUCAUUGAGAAAACAAUGUGUCUGGAAUUAAUGGGGUUCUUAUAAAGAAGGUUCCCAGAAAAGAAUGUUCAUCCAGCCUCCUCAGAAACAGAACAUUCAAGAAAAGGACAAUCAGGAUGUCAUCAGGGAAAUGAAAAUAAAAACCACAAUGAGAUAUCACCUUAUACCAGGUAGAAUGGCUACUAUAAAAAAAUGAAGUGUCAUCAAGGAUAUAGAGAAAUUGGAACCCUUCUUCACUGCUGGAGGGAAUGGAAAAUGGUGUAGCCGUUAUGAAAAACAGUACGGAGGUUUCUCAAAAAUUAAAAAUAGAACUGCUAUAUGAUCCAGCAAUCUCACUUCUGUAUAUAUACCCAAAAUAAUUGAAAUCAGAAUUUCAAGAAAAUAUUUACACUCCCAUGUUCAUUGUGGCACUCUUCACAAUCACUGUUUCCAAAGUUAUGGAAACAACCCAAAUUUCCAUUGAAAAAUAAAUGGACAAAGAAAAUGUGCAUAUACGUACAAUGGGAUAUUAUUCAGCCUAAAAAAAGGGGGAAUCCUGUUAUUUAUGACAACAUGAAUAAACCCGGAGGCCAUUAUGCUAUGUAAAAUGAGCAAGUAACAGAAAGACAAAUACUGCCUGAUUUCAUUUAUAUGAGGUUCUAAAAUAGUCAAACUCAUAGAAGCAGAGAAUAGAACAGUGGUUCCUAGGGAAAAGGAGGAAGGGAGAAAUGAGGAAAUAGGGAGUUGUCUAAUUGGUAUAAAAUUAUAGUAUGCAAGAUGAAUUAGCUCUAAAGAUCAGCUGUAUAGCAGAGUUCGUAUAAUGAACAAUACUGUAUUAUGCACUUAACAUUUUGUUAAGAGGGUACCUCUCAUGUUAAGUGUUCUUACCAUAUACAUAUACACAAGGAAGCUUUUGGAGGUGAUGGAUAUAUUUAUUACCUUGAUUGUGGUGAUGGUUUGACAGGUAUGUGACUAUGUCUAAACUCAUCAAAUUGUAUACAUUAAAUAUAUGCAGUUUUAUAAUAUCAAUUAUGUCUGAAUGAAGCUAUAAAAAAGAAAAGACAACAAAAUUCAGUUGUCAAAACUGGAAAUAUGACCACAGUCAGAAGUGUUUGUUACUGAGUGUUUCAGAGUGUGUUUGGUUUGAGCAGGUCUAGGGUGAUUGAACAUCCCUGGGUGUGUUUCCAUGUCUCAUGUACUAGUGAAAGUAGAUGUGUGCAUUUGUGCACAUAUCCCUAUGUAUCCCUAUCAGGGCUGUGUGUAUUUGAAAGUGUGUGUGUCCGCAUGAUCAUAUCUGUAUAGAAGAGAGUGUGAUUAUAUUUCUUGAAGAAUACAUCCAUUUGAAAUGGAUGUCUAUGGCUGUUUGAGAUGAGUUCUCUACUCUUGUGCUUGUACAGUAGUCUCCCCUUAUCCCUUAUGCUUGGUGGAUACGUUCUUAGACCCCAAGUGGAUCUCUGAGACCGCAGAUGGUACCAAACCUCAUAUAUGCAAUAUUUUUUCCUAUACAUAAAUACCUAAGAUAAAGUUCAUCUUCUGAAUUAGGCACAGUAAGAGAUUAACAAUAACUAACAAUAAAAUUGAAUAGUUAUAAUAAUAUAUUGUAAUAAAAGUUAUGUGAAUGUGAUCUCUUUCUUUCUCUCUCUCAAAAUAUCUUACUGUACUGUACUCACCUAUUUUCAGACCAUAACUGACCAUGAAACCUGGGAAAGUGAAACUGUGGAUAAGUGAGGAACUAACAUACAUACAUGAUUGUUUAUCUACAGAUGUAUGCCUCAGUUUCUUAGUAUGCUUGAAAAUGUAUGAUUUUGUGUAUAUCCGUGCUACAUGUAAGUGUGGUUCUAUUCAUAUUUGAAUAUGAAUUCUGCAUAAGUGUGUUUAUUCAAGCAAAUGUACAAGGCUCUGAGAAGGAAGAUCAACAUACAACUUGGAAUAUUUCAAGGCCGAAAUAUUCAAGGCUGACAUUGGCCUCCUUCCUAUCAGUUCCCUCUCCCAGAUGGAAAUUCUAGAAAUGGCAGGUGAGGUGGACAAGCAGGGAAAGAAAUUAUAUGCAUAGAACAGAAGGAGAAGAAAGAGUAAAGUCAGGCCUCAGCCAGCCUCUUUUUAGCUCUUUAAAUCCUCUGGAUUUAAGAGGGAUAAAGGGUGGAAUAAGGAUAAAUUAAUGCCAAUUGUAAUGCCUUAAAUUUGUGUGAUACCUUACAACUUGAAACAUAUUCACAAAACUAUAUAUUUGAAUAUCUCAUUAGCUGAGUAAGGUAGCAAAUCAUAAUUAACUUUUUCCAUUUUAUUGAUGGGAAAGCUGAAGUUCAAUGAAGUAAAUUUUUCAAUAGCCCACAGAGUAGGAAAGUGACAAAACCUGAGCCUGGGCCUCCAGGUCACUCAAGGACACUUUCUUUCUUCCACACCCAAUUGCUUCAUGCUUAAAGUUGGCAAAACAGGAAGUGAAACUCCUGCAGUUUUCUGUGUGGUUGACACUAGCAAGGGUUUCUCAGUUGAAGCCAUGAAUCAUUAAGCCAAUACAUAUGCAUAUAUGUUAUACAUACCAAAUGAUUUAUUUAUAACCCUAUCUUUCCAUAAAGGACUUGAAGGAGCUUCAAACAAAGGAUAUGUGAACAAUAGGGUUAAUCAAUAAUAAGUAGAAAAUCUGGACAUAGAAUAAAAAGAGGAGAGAAAGACACCGAGAAUGAGCGUUAAUACAGUGCUUUCCAUUUUUCUGGUGUUUUGAGUAGCGUGGCUUUUGGAGAAAGCCAAAACUCAAAUUCACUCCUUAUCAACUGUGUGCCUUGGGCUCCAUUUCUCUGAGAGUCUACUUAGCUCCAAUGUAAAAUAAGAAUAGAACUAUGACUUUGUAAGGUUGCUCUAAGGAUUGAAAAUCAUGUAUUAUGUUCAAUACGGGGACACUGUCCUUAUGGGUGAGUACUCCCCUAAGACUUUAUUAAGAGGGCACUAGGAGAAGCACUGGGAGGUCUUCUCAGUAACAACACUAAAGUAAUUGCUAUUUUUCCAGCCUGUGGAACCACAGAAGUGACUGUAACUAAAAUUAGACAUUUCUUUCUGAUUCAUUCUCUACUCACGGGAUUGUCAGACCCCAGUCUUCUUCUGGACUCUAUAAACUUUUUAGAAAUCAUCAGCAGGCUCCUGGAGAAGCUUAAAUGAACUCACACAAUAUGUGACAGUGAACUCCCUGGGAGAGUGAAAACCAAAGUCUAAGCCAGUGUCUCCAUUUACUUGUGUGAUUGUGGGCAAGUCAUUCAAGUGCUUUGAGGCUCAGGUCUUAAUUCAUGAAAUGGAGGUAAUAAUACCUUGUUGGCAGACCUCACUUGGUUAAAAUGAUAAUGUUGAUAGUUACAAUAGUUACAUUUAAUUGAUCAAUUGUUUUAUGCAAGGGCUUUAUUUGUGCUAUCUCAGUUUGUCACAUCAAUGAAUUAGAAAGAUACGAAAGUAUUUCCAAUUUACAAAUGAGGAGUCUGAGUCUGGGAGUCAUUCUGUCAUGUGUCCACUGUCACCUGCUCAUUGGUGGCAGCACUGAGAUUAGGAUCUAAGUCCACUUCACCGCAGAAGCAGGGCUUCUAAAUACUGUUCUAUGGCAAGAGCACCCUGCUCUCACAAAAUGCAUAAAACUUCCUAUCUCACCAUUAUAAUUUUGACUGAUAUUAAACAAAGAGAAGUAUUAUUAUUAUUACUUGUUUUUAUUUAUAUUACAGCUGUAAGAGCCAGGAAAAAUGUGAUCUAAGUUAUGUGAUCAAAGAUUUUUUAACAGUGAACAAAUCAGGCCCACUAGAUGAUGGCCUUUCUUUGAACAACAUGCCUAGGGUUGCUCUAUCAUGUCUACAGUUGGUCUGACUUCCUGACGGGCAUCACAGACUUGUGAUUAAACACAGAGGUUAUGGGGGAAGUUCCAAAAGCUUAGGACUUUCCAGAUGGUUGGAAUAAGAUCACACACUCUGGCUGCCCUUAUGGAGAUCACCGAACUUUUCAACUCAAAGUAAAAUCUGUGGAGUAAAUGGUCGAUCAAAAGGAACCAACUAUAUUGAGCACCAUGCGUGAUCAUCUGAUCGUUACUGCUACCUUGUGAGUUAAAGGCUACUCUUCUCAUUUUAGAAAUGAGAAAAGAGAUGCCCAGAGAGGACGAGUAACUUGCCUUAGGUCACACAGCUUAUAUUAAUCACAAUAACAUUUGCCGCACCUUCUGUAUUUUUUUUAAGUUGCUAAGCUUUUGGUGCAUGUCUGGCACCGUUUUAGUUGUAUAUUAUUUCAUUUAAUUGUUAAAAUGACCUUCUGAUGCAGGUAUUUGUAGCUUUGCCAUUCCACAGAUGAAGAAACAGAUGAAAGGACUGAAUUGUUCAAUAGGAAGGAGCAGAAUCAGGAUAUGAACUUGGGUUGGCCUGAUUCUUGGGGCUGCAUUCUUUCCAUAACAUAAUUGCUUGCUGUGAUGUCCUGGGCUACUCUGCCAGGGGUGGUUAGUGGAGUGAAUGGAGAAUAAUUUAGACAAGGUCAGUAACUCCCAUGCCAUCUAGAAAUUAAAAGUUUAAAAGGCAGAGUCUGCAACUCUCCUUGAUUUCUACAGAAAUAAAGAUGAUCCCUCCUGUGACAGUGCUAAGUGACAAUUCUGAGUGUAAAUGCGCUUUUUGGCACAAAUUGUCCUGUCCUAAUAGUCUUGAUUAUAAUUAUAAAAUAAUGGGUUUCUGAAAGGCUGCAAGCAGUUCUGGGAAUGGCAAUAAAGGUUUAGAAAUGACGUGAUGUUUAUGAGAGAAGUGUUUUGUUGAAAAUUAAACUCACGUUUAGGAGAAAGGAUUGUGUUGUAUGCUCCUAGGAAACUAUCUCACUAUGUAAUUAAAUCAAAACCAGCCAGUUACCAAUUUGAGCUCUUGACUCAUACUAACAACACCCCAUUUCCCAUGGGCCAAGCAAGGCAGGACUGACCUGAAAUAACCCAGCCUGACUCUAUCCACAGCCACCCCAGGACCUUGCCCCUCCGUCUUCCUAGGGCUCGGCCGUGAGAUGCUAGUGCAUGACCCUUCCUCUUCCUGGGACUGUCCUUGUCUUUCCCUUUGGACUCUGGGAGGUCUGUUCUCCUCCUCAGAAAGGAAUAAACACUCUUUCUAUUUGUGGGAUUCCCUAGGAGACACUAUAUAAAAAUAUAGAGUUAAAAAAACUAUUUAAAAAAAAGACAACUUCAUGUCUCUACUCUGACUUCAUUCUUUUUAAGAUGGGUAACAAAGACUCUCUUCAAGGUUAGAAAAUUUUAUUUUAAUUUUUAUAGAUUUAGAGAGUGCAAAUGCAGUUUUGUUACAUGAAUAUAUUGCAUAAUGGUUUAGUCUGGGCUGUUAGCGUAACCAUCAACUGAACAGUGUACUUUGUACCUAUUAGGUACUUUCUCAUCCCUUAACCCCUUCCCACCUUUCUGAGUCCUCAAUGUCUGUUAUUUCAUUCUCCAUGUCCAUGUCUACAAAUUAUUUAGUUUCCACUCAUAAGUGAGAGCAUGGAUGGAACUGGAGAAGAGUAUUUUCUAUCCCAAGAUCGGUUCCUUGAUCUUGUGUCUCCAAAUCACUUGCUCUCUCUCUUACAUCUUUUCUAUCUUCUUCUAGCCUCUUUUUGCAAACUUCAUUUUGACAAAGAAUUCCAGGCAGUCUACAGCUGAUUUUAUUUCAAUACAACGAUUAAAAUGGAAACCAUAUAUGAAGAUGACAAAGUUGAGCAGGUCCCAAACUCUCACUUUUAAACAAAUGCUUGGCUUAAGAAUCACUUAAUGACUUUCAUUCUGCUAUCUAUGUGUCUGUGUAUCUAGGUACUAAUUAUCUAUCUUUAUGAUCUUUAUUGCUAGAAAUUCUGGUUCAAUAUCAGAGGUUAGUCCUAAGGAAUUUAUAUUUUAAAAUAUUCUCCCAGUUUUCGUGCACAGACAGAUUUGGGAAUUACUGUUAUAAUGGAAAAUGGAGAAUAACCACCCACAUUUAAUAUGGUUAUUGGUUUUGUUCUUGAGAUUUAUUGCUAAGAUUCAUGAUAGCCCAGGCAAGGUCAGAUAAUGUAUUUUUAUUUUACACUGUAUAGUUGAUUCUUCUCAAUCCCACUAGAUCAGACUCUUUGGGAUACUAGGAUUGGCCUAUUUGAUGGUGAGCUCACUACAUCCAUUUAGAUGUUGUGUCCAUGCAAUCAUUUUAGUUCUCCUAGUUUCUACCUAUCACGUUGUCAUUUUCCCUUCUUUAUCAUCCUGGGUAGCUGAGACCCCACAUAAAUAUAUACCAGAAAAAUGUUGUGGUCUUUUCUAAACUCUCUGAGGCAUCUGUUGUCAAUGUGAUGUUGUUUUUUGUUUCCAGUCCAAAAUAUAUCAAAGUAAAAUUUAACUCCACUUUUGCUAAGUAUUCAUCUUGCCUUGAGUACUAAGAUUCCAAAAAUGACUUUCCCCUCUGAAAAACACAGGAUUUCCUUGCGAAAACUUGCUGGGCCACUGCCAAUCUUCCCAGAAACUCCUUUUUCCUUAUCGUUGAGGGGAAUUGGGGAAGUGAUCACUGACGGUUGAAAUUCAGUAGUUUUGGUCUUUAAGCUGAGACCCUGAGUCUUCUGAGGAGUCUACUGCUCCCCAGUGGGAAACACCUGCUGUCAAAAUUUUCCUGCUUGCAAAGAGCACUUUUGAAAUUAAUGGCAGGGGAUGAAUAUCUGGCUAGUGCUGUGCUCAGCUGAGUUAUUAAUAGGGCCUUCUGAGUCCUCUCUACACAUCAUCUUUGGCUGAAUUAGCUGUGGUUUCAGCACCUGAGAGUCUAGCACCACUAAAGGCAGGGAAUACCUUUGCCAGUUUCUGGCAUAUUAACAGCUGAGAUCAGAUAAGUGAACAGCGAUAGAGGUAGUGAGGUUUAGGAUUCAGGUCUGCCACCGGGAGCGCACCUCUGGGCUCAGGUCUCUCAUUUGUAAAAUGGGACAUUUAGGUCAGAUCAGCAUUUUCAAAAGUGUGACAUGUUAGUAAAUAAGAUGAUUUUAUGUGGUUGACAGAUGAAUGUAUUACCUUUAGUGGUUAUAUGUUUAUUUUCAUGGUUACUUUUAUUUAUAAUAAAUUUUGUGACUAGCUAAGAAUCAAUUAUCUCUUUAAAAUAUAUUUAAGUUUAAAAUGUGGGCCAACUUAGGAAAAAAACGGGAUGAAAUGAAUUAUAUAAAAGGUAUGCAGAUUUGGAAAAAUUUUGAAGGUGUCACAAGAAAGAUUGGCAGUCAGAAAGGAAUGAACCAAACGGCUGCUGAGGGUCAGGCCAGCUCUCUGACAUUCUAGCAUGUUCACAUCUCCAGGGCUGUUUCCUUACCUAUAAAUUGUGGCAAUUGGAGUAAAUGUCCAUUCCAGGAAUUCUAUUCUAUGAUUAGAGGUGUAACUUCAUCAUCCAGAUUUUCCAGCAUCCUUAACAUGUGGUUUUAGCGUUCUAAACCUGAUGAUGCUAUAUCAAAACGGGAGACUCAUUCGUCAAGUCAUGAUGUAUCCAUGUAUUUAUAAUAUUUCCCAUGUUCCCUCAUUUCUGAAAAGGAUUAAGCUAUCAACCCCAUUGAGUUAUAGGUGAAAGGCUGUGGAAACAAGACAUUGAUAGUGAAAUGGCUCCACCACUAACAGGCUGUUGAACAAAGGCAAAUCUCUUGAUCUCUUUGCUCUUUGGUCUCUGUUUAUCUAUGAGAUAACGUUAUUUUUACGCUGUCUUCUGUGAAAGUUUUGAGAAUGAAAUGAGACAGAGCCUCCAAUAAAAUUUAGGGAAGUGCUACAUAAAUGCAAGGAGUUAUUAUGAUAACAGAUUGAAAACUCCUCCAAGGAGGAGUUUCUCUUUUGCCCCAUGUUAUAAACUCAAGAAUAUCUUCCAUUUUGCCUACAUAUUCCAAAAGCUUUUAAAUUAAGCUAUAUGUCAUUCUUACAGGAGUCUCCUCUAUUUCAGCAAUGUGUAUACUUGGUCAGUUUUAAUUAUCUUAAAGGAGAAGAAUACAGUUUCUCUAAACUCAAGCACUUUUGUGGACUAAUCCUUGCAAUUAUUCUUUCUUCUUUCCCAUACUUGACAUUUAAAGUGAUAUCUCCCAGGCUCCUACACUGUUAGUCACAGAGGUACCAUUCGACCCCUUGUGCCUCUUACCAUAUGUGAAUGCUUGUCAGUUGAGAGUAAACUUUCUUCAUAAAUUUCACAGUUGUGGAUUGAUAAAAACAGAGAACUCUGGUUCCUCAUUCCUUCCUGCUUUCUUUCUUGAAAUGCCAUUCAUGAUGGUCCCUUAUAUCACUAUAGGGCUGCUAUCAUCCUUCAUCCUUAUGCCACUGCAAAUAGCAACCAACAGUGUCCUUAGUGCCAGCACUCCCAGGCAUGCCCCUUUCCAAGCAGCAGGGUCAAGCCGCUCCCUUCCUGAGCUGUGGCAUCUGUCUCUAAAUCAUGCUUCCUCCUUGCCUGCUGCAGGCCCUUGUCUCUGCCCUUUACUUUUUCUGGCUCUUGCCACGGUUUUGAAUAAAACUCUUCCAAAUAUCUGAAGCUCAAUUCUGUUGCCAUUCUAAGCUCUCUAAAUGUCACCACAAUCUUCCUUCCUUUGCAUUUUCUUAUUGUGCACUAAGUUAGUUCUUGCUUAGUAAGUCUUGUCUUUCUCUCUGCUUUGACCUGUCAGUAUUCCAACUUCCUUAUUUUUUGAUGUUCAUUUUCUCCUUGCUCUCUUUCUUCCUUUCUUGUCUGUGAACUCCAUUAACCGCUUCUGCAUGUGACCAUUAAUGUGCCUGUCUUUCUUCUCAUGUAUUAGAGAGAACAAAAGCUUUGGGAAUCAGACAGAUCUGUGUUCUGAUCCUGUCUUAUGGUAUCUGUCUUGUUUGUCUCGGCUUAAAAUGGGGAUAAUAUCUACCUCUCAGUUUUGUUGGCAGUUCAGUACACGGAAAUAAAGUUCUCACUUUCUUUUUUCUCCUUGA
Homo sapiens (human) is the source of this 12797-nucleotide messenger RNA. RefSeq names its product toll like receptor 4 (gene TLR4). Gene Ontology annotation, biological process: positive regulation of gene expression; positive regulation of type II interferon production; wound healing involved in inflammatory response. Gene Ontology annotation, cellular component: signaling receptor complex; early endosome; plasma membrane. The transcript has 4 exons. The record is from RefSeq and is marked reviewed. The coding region runs from base 311 to 2710 and encodes 799 amino acids. Lineage: Eukaryota; Metazoa; Chordata; Mammalia; Primates; Hominidae. Gene Ontology annotation, molecular function: transmembrane signaling receptor activity.